Monascus purpureus is the source of this 2832-nucleotide messenger RNA. The record is from the annotation of a GenBank genome assembly. Lineage: Eukaryota; Fungi; Ascomycota; Eurotiomycetes; Eurotiales; Aspergillaceae.
CCGAUGAGAUCUGUUACUCCCCGGGGUUCAUCAUACGGACUCCGGAGACUCCAAUAUUAGUAUUAGUGCUAGUAUUAUUAUUAUCAUCAUCAUCAUCAUCAUCUUCUUCUUCUUCUUCUUUUUCUUCAUCAUCAUCUUCAUCUUCAUCUCCUUUCCUCCGCGUUUGGUGCCUCUUCCGGAUGGCUCUAUGAGCCUCUUAUUCUAGCCUUCCCCUUCCCCUUCCCCUUCCCCCUCCCUUCUGUACUCCCUUCUGUACUCCCUUCUCGCCAUGGAGUACAUGCGGCCGGGCCAUUUUUAUGCCCGUCUUCUGGAUCAUUUGCCCUGGAAGUCGGCGGAAUCCACGGUAAGCCCGGAUCCGGAUCCCAGAAAGACAGCCCGAUGGAUCGAUGUAAGUUCCCGAUGGUGAAUCGCUGGACGAGAAGAACGACCAGCAGCCCUAAUCAUGGUCUCCAGGGCCUCAGUGGACUCGCAGCCCUCCUCGUCGUCGUCUCGCAGAUCGUCCAAGCCUGGGACUACAGCCUCCUCUCCCCCGCCGACGAUGAAUGGUCGUCCUCGCAGCUCCUGCAAUGGCCCAUCCUCCGCGUUCCCUGGCAGGGCCGGAUUGGGAUCGCCGUCUUCGCCUUCCAGACCGGCUAUAUGUGCGCGUUGAAACCGAUCCAGUUGUCCCGCACCGAUAGCCCCCUGGCGGUCUUCACGUCCGUGGCAAAGGCCGCCUUUCGCCGGCUGCCGCAGAUCGUCCUCCCGGCGACGAUUGUCCUGGUUCUCUCCUGGGUGGUGGCCCAGUUCGGUGCGUUCACCGUCGCGAGUCGAUCCGAUAGCCUGUGGUGUCGAUCGACAGCGCCCGUCGUGGAGGAUUCGCUCUGGGCGGAGACGGUGCGGUUGGUGCAGAACUUCCUGAGUACCUGGACGACCGGCGUGAUGGAGUACGAUGCCAGUCAGUGGGUGUUGCUGCCGUUGCUCAAGGCGUCGAUCCUGGUGUAUCUGCUGCUAUGUGCGACGGUCUUUGUCAAGCUCCAUUGGCGCGCGUUGAUCUACCUGCUCAUGUUCCUGUACUUCCAUCAGGAUGCGUAUGACUAUACCGAAACAUUCCCCAUGCAAGCCGUGUACGGCUUGUUCCUCGCAGACCUCUCGUACGAGGACUCUUUCGAACCCUCCAUCGAGCGCCAUCCCAUCACCCGCAAAAUCGUCGCAGCCAUCCUCGCCUUCGCCGGCCUCUUCAUCGCCUCCUACCCCGGCGAACAUCCCGAAUGGGCCUCCUGGUCCAACUCGAUGCUCAGCGCAGCCUACUACCUGUUCCCUGCCGACGUCGACAUCCCCCGACGCUACACCGCAUUGGGCCUCGAUCUGGUCAUCCUGGCCAUCUACAUCUCGCCGACGACGCGGAAGAUCCUCUCCCGGGGCCUCUUCACCUGGCUCGGAAAACAGAGUUUCGCCGUCUACCUGCUCCACGGCACUUUGCUCCGCACCGUGCUCUGCUGGAUGCUCUACGGCAUCUCGGGCCAGCCGUGGCACGGCGAGAUCGUCGACGGCAACGGUAACCCCAUCUACGACGAGGAUGGGGAGCCCAUGCACCCGCACUGGAUUGCGCGACGGCCUUCGUGGGUCGUGGCCAUUUGCGUCCCCGUUUGGAUCGCAUUGGUGUAUCUCUCGGCCGCGCUGUGGACGGCAUACAUGGACCCGUUCUGUGGGAUGGUGGUGCGUAAACUGGAAACGGCCAUGUCUGAGCGAGGCGCGAGUGAGAGUGAGAGUGAGAGUGAGGAUAUGGUGCCGGCGAUACAGUUGGAUACCAUGCCUACUAGUCGACAUAAUCCUUAAUUCCAAAGCACGUAGAUAUAUCAUGUAUAAUCAUGGACAUCCUCGGCAUAUACCAUAUCCAUCUGCAUGGUCCUCGAUGAUUGCACGGAUCACUUUUCCUUCCUCGCAUCACUCCCCUUCUUCACCACCCGAUCCCCGCCAAACAAGCCCAGAAGAUACCCCCAUUUAAUCGCAAACGUGAAGACCGGAAAAAGCAACUGCAUCCAAAGCAUAACAUCCCACGUCCUCCACGCAGCCAGCCCCUCCCACCCAAGCACGUAGAAGAACGCAGACCAAUGCGGGAUAUCCGUAAUUGCCGACGCGAGGACGUACCCACGCACAACCUUGGGUUCGGUGGAAUACAGCAUGACGACCACGGUGACCAUGGCAAUCAUGAACAUCAGCACGGCCGAUUGGAGGCCCAGGAGGUGUUCGAGGGGGGUCGGGUUCGGGUUUGUUGUGCCGCGGCCGGCUAGAUGAGGGGGAAGCAUUUGCGGGAUGUUUUGGGGGGAGAGGAUGGGGGAGAGGACGCCACCGAAGAAGCUGUUCGUAUGAUUUGAUUAGGAUUAGUUAUAAUGCUGGGAGGAGUGGUUGGGAUGCAUGACUGACAUGAGGCAUGGUUCUCCGUAGAGGAAGAAGUAGCGCGGGAUCGGGGGCAUUAUGGACGCCAUGGUGUUCUGAGGGGAUGGAGAUCGGAUGGAUCGAGCACGAAGUUCAGGAAUUCAAUGACAGCUGAGACAAUUAGCUGGGAGAAUGGGAGGAUGGGAGGAUGAAGAAGGCAGAGACAGAAUGAUCCUAAAGCAGUACAGACGCUAAAAUCUGACGUCGAAUCAUGACUUGUACGAGUACAAGUCUCUAUCCUAUACAACUAUCUUCUCAAGGCAAUCUGAUGCCAUGUUAGCAGCAUCAAGAGCCUCCAACCGUGCCUAAUUAUCCAGCAAAACUGGUGCUGCAGAGUCCACACUGGUAGGUUCAACGGUUCGAUGAAACCCAUGCUGUUUCAUGCCUGUUUAGCAGUCAAGUUAACGAGCACACGAG